Messenger RNA from Brenthis ino (lesser marbled fritillary), 1443 nucleotides. NCBI's taxonomy places the organism in Eukaryota, Metazoa, Arthropoda, Insecta, Lepidoptera, Nymphalidae. The record is from the annotation of a GenBank genome assembly.
AUGAAUAAAAUAUAUCAAGUUUGCCGUGUAUGCUUGAACUCUGACAAAAAUAAAUACAUAUCCUUAAAUGAUACAUACAAACAAUUUUUACUGUUCGAACACAUAAAUUCUAUAACUAAUAUAAAAAUAAAAUCCAAUGAUGGAUUUCCAGAUAAAAUAUGUGAGUUAUGUUUUGAUCAACUUUGUUCAGCUGUUGACUUUAAGGAUAAGUGUGAACAGUCUAAUGAUACAUUGACUAAACAAUCUGUUAAAGAAGAAGUCGAAUUCAAUUAUAAUUAUCACAUAAUAGUUAAAAAAGAAGAAUUUAAAGCAAAUGCAGUAAAAUUGGAAGAAAAUUGCCAUGAUGAUAGUUUUGAUUAUAGUUAUGAAUAUGAUAAUGAGGAUAACACAAAAAUUUUGAUCAGAUCUGAACCCCUCGAUGGUCGUAAAAGUAGAGUUAAUCUAAACUUGGAAUGCCACGACUGUGGUAACACAUUCAAAUCUAAAUGCAAGCUUAGUGUUCAUUGGAAAAAAACUCACAUGCAGGAAAGUUUGAUUUGUUCAGAUUGUAAAAGAACAUUUAAAAGUUACAAAGCAUAUCAUUUGCAUAGAAAAAAAAAGACAAAGAGUUGUCUAACUGCAACUAAUAAAAAUAUAACAAUAGAGGGUGUAGGAAAAAGUAGAAUAUUUAAAUGCCAAGAGUGCAAUUAUAAAACUUCAAAAAUAAAAGAUAUGUCAGCUCAUCUAGUCAUACAUAGUGGGGAAAGGCCAUUUCAGUGUCAUUUAUGCCCUAAUACAUAUACUCAACACAGUUCCCUUCAAAGUCAUAUAGAAGGUGCACAUAAAAAUUAUUUUGUAGAAAUAACUUGUCAUUUUUGUGGUAAAUAUAUUAAAGGUCGGAGAAAUGUUUAUAGACAUUUGAAGGGUCACACAGACGAGGACAUAACCUGUACUGUAUGCAAAAAAGUAAUGAAAAAGAAGAGUUAUUAUAUUCACAUGAAAAGGCAUAGUGGAGUAAGAUCUUUUACAUGUGAGAAAUGUGCUUCCACAUUCUAUACUAGUGCAGAACUGUGCAAUCAUAAGCGAUGGGUACAUAAUAAAUCUGAAAACAUGUUUAAAUGUGAUCUGUGCGGUUAUAAAUGUGCUAAAUCAUAUAAUGUCAAACAACAUAAAAGCAAACAUACAGACAAAAACUUUCCUUGUACAAUUUGUGGCAGAUUUUACUUAAGUAUUGAAAAGUUAACAACACAUCAGAAAAUGCAUUAUGAUGAAAAGAAAUAUUCUUGUCCACAAUGUGAUACAAAGUUCUAUAAACAAGAUUCAAUUAGAAAACACAUGAGACUUAAACAUUCAGUGAUAUUAUUUAAAGAACCAAAGACGGUGCCUAUUGAAGUGAAGACAGAAAAUGUGGGUGUAUCGCAAAAUGAUAAUGCAGACAUAGAAAUUGAAAACGCACCUUUAGGA